Molecule: messenger RNA, 935 nt
Organism: Telopea speciosissima
Lineage: Eukaryota; Viridiplantae; Streptophyta; Magnoliopsida; Proteales; Proteaceae
Product: tetrapyrrole-binding protein, chloroplastic
Exons: 2
Coding region: 84-869 (261 amino acids)
Biological process (GO): chloroplast-nucleus signaling pathway
Cellular component (GO): chloroplast
Molecular function (GO): tetrapyrrole binding
Source: RefSeq, a predicted model, not a curated record
CCCCACCCUCGAUCUUCACUCAUUCCUUAUCUAUCUCCCUCCCAUCCCCGCAUCACAACACAAAACGCGCUCUCUCUCUCUCUAUGGCCACCAAUUCUCUUCAGUCCCUCCACCGCUACCCUCUCAGCAGGCGCCAGCACUCAGACAGCCUUCCCUCCACCCUACCCUCUUCUCUCUUCCUGAAACCCACCACCACAACCACCACCAUCACCUCUUCUACAUCUCUGUCCCUGCAUAAACUCUGCUCCACCAACUUCACUAUCUUCUCCACUACUUCCACCACAACCACUCCAACCUCACAAACACUCUCCUUUGACACCCUCCAACACCACCUAUCCUCCAAGGACUACCGGCAAGCCGACGAAGAAACUCGCCGUCUCCUUAUUGUCCUGGCAGGCGAAGCAGCUCAGGAGCGUGGCUAUGUCUUCUUCUCCGAAGUUCAAUUCAUCUCGGAAUCCAACCUCCAGACCAUAGACAAUCUCUGGCGGCAAUACAGUAAUAACAAAUUCGGUUACAGCGUUCAGAAAAGAAUAUGGGGGAAGGUUAACAGGGACUUCACCAGAUUUUUCAUGAAGGUUGGCUGGAUGAAGAAGCUAGACACUGAGGUUGAGCAGUACAAUUAUAGGUCUUUUCCAAGUGAGUUUGUUUGGGAAUUGAAAGAUGACACGCCUGAGGGUCACCUCCCUUUGACAAAUGCUCUCAGAGGGACCCAACUUCUCAAGAGGAUUCUAAGCCACCCUGCUUUCCAGUCCAUGGAAGAGGAAGAAGAUGACAAUGACGGGAACAAAGACAAGGGAGCUGAUGAGAUGAAGCAGAACCCAAAACCUGGAGAUAAUAAGAGACUAUCCAAAUCAGAUUAUAGCUUCUGAGUUUGGAUUUCUCCAAGAUCUGUUAUGAAUUUCUAUUGUGUUCUACUUUUCUGUCAUUUUUAAUCC